AUAUUAUGCAAACUAAUCCUUUGGAUGUUCAUAACUCUGUUUUGAUCCUAUGGAGAAUGUGAAAGUGUUGAUUAUUUUUACUAUUGUUGCUUUUUCAGUUUUGAGUGUGGGAAGUGUGGGGUUGAAGGGUUUGAAAACCUGCAAUUUUAGAGCACUUUAUCACUUUGGUGAUUCCAAUUCUGAUACUGGUGGUGGGUCGGCUGCGUUUUGGAUAGCCGGACUACCACCGGGCGAGACUUUCUUUGGUAGGCCGGUCGGACGUGCCAGUGACGGACGUCUUAUAAUCGAUUUUAUCGCUGAACAUCUUGGACUGCCUUACUUGAGUCCGUACUUGGAUUCCAUCGGAACGAGUUUCCGACACGGUGCUAAUUUCGCUAUUGGGGGAUCAACCAUUAGGCCACAAAAUGAAUCGAUGAUGUUAAACGGGGUGAGUCCAUUCUCCCUUGAUGUUCAGAUCGUACAGUUUGACAAUUUCAAGAUUCGAACUGGCUAUUUCUACGAGCACGGUAACGCCGGACAUCGCCGUGAUCUCCCAAGACCUAAUGACUUCUCCAAAGCCCUAUAUAUAUUUGACAUUGGCCAAAAUGACAUUGCUGCUGGUUUGAGGAAGAAGAAUGAUACAGAUUUCCAUGCAUCAGUCCCGGAUAUAGUUGAACGGCUGGCUAAAGCAGUUCAAAAUCUGUAUGAGCAAGGAGCAAGGACAUUCUGGAUACAUAACACAGGUCCCAUUGGUUGCUUGCCUGUAAGCCUCCAUUAUCACGAUAUUCGACCCGAAGAACUCGACGAGCAGGGCUGUCUCAAAGCUCAAAAUGCCUAUUGCAAGGAGUUCAACGCGAAGCUUAAGGAUAGAGUGAUCAAACUCAGAGCAGAGUUACCGGAUGCCGCCCUCACUUAUGUCGAUAUUUAUGCCGCAAAGUAUGAGCUGAUUGGCAAUGCGAAAAGGGAAGGGUUCGUUGAUGCUGCAAAUAUUUGCUGCGGAUACCAUGAAGAUGAGGUUAAAGUAUAUUGCGGCAAAAAGCAGAACGUAAAUGGAACUGAAAUCUACGCGGGGUCUUGUGAAAACCCUUGGGAAUACAUCAGCUGGGAUGGUGUCCACUACUCCGAGGCUGCUAAUCAUUGGAUUGCUCGUCGUAUACUCAAUGGUUCAUUUACUGACCCGCCUUUGCCGAUUAAACAUGCUUGCCAUAAAACUUGGUUUUAGGUCUCCAGCUUUUAGUUUCAACAGCGAAUUAUUA
Molecule: messenger RNA, 1235 nt
Organism: Hibiscus syriacus
Lineage: Eukaryota; Viridiplantae; Streptophyta; Magnoliopsida; Malvales; Malvaceae
Product: GDSL esterase/lipase At5g14450-like
Exons: 3
Coding region: 50-1201 (383 amino acids)
Molecular function (GO): hydrolase activity, acting on ester bonds
Source: RefSeq, a predicted model, not a curated record